This is a messenger RNA of Gopherus flavomarginatus (Mexican gopher tortoise), 3654 nucleotides long. It is a transcript of the gene TMEM200A, whose product is annotated as transmembrane protein 200A. The transcript has 3 exons. NCBI's taxonomy places the organism in Eukaryota, Metazoa, Chordata, Testudines, Testudinidae. Bases 605 to 2080 code for a protein of 491 amino acids. The record is from RefSeq and is a predicted model, not a curated record.
CGGGGGGAGGAGAGGUGGCACCGGGGGGCCGAGCGCCGCGCAGACCGCUCGCCCCUCCCGAGAUCUCGCAGAGCAGCCGGGAGAGGAGAAGGGCAGGCACCGUGCGGGGGAGCCGCGGGGAAUCCCGGGCUCUUCGGGGAGCGGAGAAACUUACCGCCUCGCCUUUCCUCGUGUAGCAGGGAGCUGACAGAUGAGUCCCGGCACCCAGAGCAGCUGAGGCGCCCCCGGGCCCCGCCGGCUCGCGCUGCGUCCAGGAGCCUGGGGCCAUGGCGUCUCCUCAGUGCCCAAGGAUGAGCAGGGGGCAGCAACCUCUGGCUGGCGGUGCAGCUGCCCAGGUGCCCGCGCCAGCAGCUCCCGAAUAAGUGUCCUGCCGCUGCCCCGCUUCUCUUCCUCUCGCGCCCCUCAGCAUGGCUCUCUCGGCCCGAGGCGCGCUCAGGAUGGUGCUGGGAAAGGGCCUGGCAAUCGGCUGCCCAGCCCCCCGCUGAAUCGCCCCCGUCUCUCUGAAGAGGGCCUCUGCCCCCCCAGUCGGCGCCGAGCAGCCCCGCAGUUCUCCGCUUGAGCGGCUGAGACCUUGCACAGUCACUGCAGGGCAGAAUAUAGAACUAUGAUAGCAACUGGUGGAGUAAUAACAGGGCUGGCAGCCUUAAAGAGGCAAGACUCUGCCAGAUCUCAGCAUCAACUAAAUCUUGCCACAUCACCAACUUCUGAAGAGAAAAAGCCAGUCAGACGCCGGCCCAGGGCUGAUGUAGUAAUUGUCAGGGGCAAAAUCCGACUUUACUCCCCGUCAGGAUUCUUUCUUGUUUUGGGAGUGCUCAUCUCAUUCAUGGGAAUUGCAAUGGCUAUCCUUGGAUACUGGCCACAAAAGGAACAAUUUUUAAGUCCUGAAGCUAGUCUAGCCUUAAAUGAAACCCAAGUCAUAACAAACCAAGGUGGAGUUAUAUUUCAUUUCUUUGAACAACAUUUACACUCAGAUAAGAUGAAAAUGUUGGGCCCCUUUACUAUGGGCAUUGGAAUCUUUAUUUUUAUUUGUGCAAAUGCCAUCCUACAUGAAAAUCGUGACAAGGAAACAAAAAUCAUACAUAUGAGAGACAUAUAUUCCACUGUAAUAGACAUGCACAGUCUGAGAAUCAAGGAACAAAAGCAGUUGAAUGGCGCUUAUACUGGUUUAUUGGGAGAAAGUGAAUUUAAGCAUAGUGGGAACUCAUAUGCCUCGCGAUUGGCUGCAAACACAAUUGCACCUUUCUCUGGCUUCAGGAGUAACUUUCGAAUGGAUAGUUCGGCUGAAGAAGAUGAAGUUGCCAUAAAUGAAGACAAGAACACUUCUAACCUUCUACCACCUUUGCUGACUGAGCAUUCUGGCUCUGUCUUUGGACUCUACCCUCACACUAGCAAAGCAAUGGAUGACAAAAAUAGUAGCUCUAUAAAGUGUGAAACAAAGUCAAUUGUAUCAUCCUCCAUUAGUGCUUUCACACUGCCUGUAAUUAAACUAAACAACUGUGUUAUUGAUGAACCUAGUAUAGACAAUAUCACUGAGGAUUCUGAGAUCACUAGAAGCCAGUCUAGAAAUUUGUCAAUGGACUCUCUAGCCAUUCCAUUAACUGAUACCAAUGAAUCCUACAAACCUGCCAGUGCAAUGCUACCCCGAAAUAAUUCAUUUGUAGAAUCUCCAUCCAGUCAGUUCAAAUCUUCUAUGACUCUUGGACCAAGCACUGGAAAACUUUUAUCACCUGGUGCUGCCAGAAAACAAUUUGGGUCCAACGCAUCUUUGCAUCUUCUGUCCGCACAUUCAAAAUCCUUGGAUUUAGAGAGGGGUCCGUCUACACUCACUGUCCAAGCUGAACAAAGAAAACACCCCAGCUGGCCCAGAUUGGAUCGAAGCAACAGUAAAGGAUACGUGAAACUAGAAAACAAAGAGGACCCAAUGGAUAGGUUACUUGUACCACAAGCCACAGUUAAAAAGGACUUUACUAAUAAGGAAAAGCUUCUUAUGAUAUCAAGAUCUCAUAAUAAUUUGAGUUUUGAACAUGAUGAGUUUUUGAGUAACAACCUAAAGCGGGGAACUUCAGAAACAAGAUUUUAAUAUUUAAAUUACAAUUUACAAGACAUACAGUAUUUUUAAAAAUAUUUUGACGAGUGUUUCUUUUUCAGUGAAAUUGGCACAAGCCUGUUUUUACCAAAUGCUUAUGGCACAUUCAGAUUGGCUUGUGUGAACAGAGAUCAUCAUCUCUGUGAUGCCAAGAGUUUCAUGUGUUAGUAACAUACAACUGCAAUACUGUAUGUUAUCACCACUCAAAUAUAUGUUCAUGCCACAGAUCCCAUAUUCUCCAAUCUGUUGCUCUUUUGUUUCUAUAUAAGCACAUGACCUUUCAUCACAAAGACAAGAAACCUGCAUCAGAAUUGGAGCUCCCAUAAGCUUCUAGUUUGUUUUUUUUAGUGAUUGCAACAUUCUAACAAUGAUGCUUCCAGUCUAGGAUGGAAAGUGAGUAGCAGUAUCUACUGGAAUUGCCAAAUCCAAACACACAUUCUAGAUAUUUUCUUUUACAUAUGAUACAUCUUGGUAACUGCAAUCCUAGAAUGUCAUUGUGUUUACAUGUUGGGGAGGGAGGGUAGAAGAAAAUUGGGCAGAUUAAAAACAUUUUUGUGAACUCACUGUAAAUGGUCAAGUUGAAUACCAGUGUUGUGAAUUCUAGUUAACUAUGCUUUAUGUGAUAACUUUCUAUAUCCACUAUAAUUUAGUACUGCAAUUCAAGAAAAUCAUAUGUAGAAUAACCAUGGCUGAGAAAUUUGCAGAUUUUUCUGGGAUUAGUUAUCCAAAGUGCAUUAAUUGGGAACAGCUUUACAAAUAAAAUGACAAAAUUAACUAAAAAUAUGAACAUGAUGAAUAACAGGAUUUUAGAGUUAUGAUGUACAGUAUAAUAUUGUGACAAAAAUCUAAAGAGAAUAAUUAAAUAUAUUAUAUAUAGUGUUUAUAAUAACCAAAUCUUAAAUAACAGGAUUGCUGUGUUUGAAAAAAUUGAAACAACAAACUACAAUUCAAUAUUUACACUAAUGUUAAUGUGAAAGCCCAACUGGCUAAAUUUAAACUUGUAUAUUUUGCAUAAUUAUAGCUUGAUGGCUCAGGGGAGGUUUAGCUGUGAUAAAUUGCAUAGAAAGCUUUUGCAAAGGAUCGACGUUUAAGACCAAAAGGUUUCUGUCAGCAAAGCAAGCUUCACAGUUGCAGUUGUAGGCUAAGAAAGUUAAUAUGAAUGACUCUGCUAGAAAGUUUUUAUUUAUUCCAUUAAGCCAUUUAGGCCUUGAUCCUGUCAUGACAACCACACUUGAGAACUCCUUCUACCAUUCACCAAGCAGUAUUGGGGCCUUAACUGGUCAUCUUUAACAGGUGUUUGAUAUUUUCACUUAACCUAAAUACUCAGGAAUUGUUUUGUUUUGUUUUUUAAAAGGCUUUCCCCAAAAAAGAAUCAAAAGUUGGAAUGUUGUUGUACUUCAGUUGAUCAUGAAAGAUGAAAGACAGAAAUAUUUUUUUUUUUUUUAAUUUCCAGCUCCAUUACUUGCUCAGUGAAUUGAGGCAUAGUGUUACUUGUUAGAACCUCAAGCCUAUAUAUUGUAACAGAGUUGGCUAAAUAUUUUGCUAUGAAGCUUUUAAUAACUUUCUGG